UUUUUUCUCUGUGCCGUUUCCCAGUUGGGCUUGCUGAUCUGAGUUCAGUUCUGUAGUGUUACCCUACCCUCUGCAGUAUACUGAUGCCUGUAUAAGAGGCAAGGGGACAAAGGGGCUGACUGAAUCGAUAGCCGGGUUGCUGAUGGCUGGAGGGAGGCAUAUGGAGCAGUCACGGCCUUGGUUUUGAUUGUGCAGUGGAAAGGCAUUGAUGAUAAGAUCCAGACUGGGGGAAUGUGGAUGCUGAAGGUAGGUGGGUCAAAGGAUAGGCUAGCUAUGAGUGGUAUAAUAAGGAAAAGAGAGAAGCUCCUAGGUCCAGGGAGGAUGUAUGAUCAUGGGCCCUGGGCCACCCCAGCUCAGCUUGAGCCAUUUGGUCACCAAGGAGGGGAGGGGCUUUGACUGCACUAUAAAUAGUGCUGGGAGCUAGAGUUGCUAUGGAGACAGAACUGAAUCCUAUUACCUGUAGGUCCUACUAUCCUGUGUUUGUUGAGGGAUAAGAGGAAUGCCAGAAGAAGCCUGUGGGUUGGGUGCAUGAGGAGAUAGGCUAAAUCAUGUAUGUUGUUUUGUAGGGGAGAACUGGUUGUUGACUGUACCAACAAGGCCCUAAGCGUAUAAUUGCCAUCAUCAGCUAUUUCCAGAAUUCUCUCUGAUUCCCAGUCAGAUGCUCUGAAGUUUCUCUGAGAUGAGCAGGUGAUUUGGAAUCAUGGUGCAGAAGAAGAAGAUUUGCCCUCGGUUACUCGACUACCUAGUGAUCAUUGGGGCCAGGCAACCAAGCAGUGACAGUGUGGCCCAGACCCCGGAGCUGCUUCGGCGCUACCCCUUGGAGGACUACCCUGAAUUCCCCCUCCCUCCAGAUGUGGUGUUCUUCUGUCAGCCUGAGGGAUGUCUGAGUGUGCGGCAGCGGCGCAUGAGCCUGCGGGAUGACACCUCCUUUGUCUUCACCCUCACUGACAAGGACACUGGAGUUACUCGCUAUGGCAUCUGUGUCAACUUCUACCGCUCCUUCCAGAAGCGGAUGCCCAAGGAAAAGGUGGAUGGUGGUGCAGGGCACCGAGCAAAGGAAGCUGCCAAGGCCACUCCCACUCCAGAGGAGGCAAAUGCAGAGAAGUCAGAGAGUGGUCCUUCCUUGCAGCCCCCCAGUGCUGACUCAACCCCUGACGGGAGCCAGUCUCCCCGGGGCAAGCGCCGGCCUAAGGGGGGGAGCCGCUCCCGCAACAGCACCCUGACAUCCCUGUGUGUGCUCAGCCAUUACCCUUUCUUCACGACUUUCCGAGAGUGUCUAUAUACCCUCAAGCGUUUGGUGGACUGCUGCAGCGAGCGACUACUUGGCAAGAAACUGGCCAUCCCCCGAGGGGUACAGAGGGACACCAUGUGGCGUAUUUUCACGGGUUCACUCCUGGUAGAAGAGAAAUCCAGUGCCCUUCUGCAUGACCUUCGUGAGAUUGAAGCCUGGAUCUAUCGAUUGUUGCGCUCUCCAGUGCCCAUAUCUGGCCAGAAGAGAGUGGACAUCGAAGUUCUACCCCAGGAGCUACAGCCUGCUCUGACUUUUGCCCUCCCUGACCCAUCUCGAUUCUCUCUGGUGGAUUUCCCUUUGCAUCUGCCCUUGGAACUUCUGGGUGUAGAUGCCUGUCUGCAGGUGUUGUCUUGCAUCUUGCUGGAGCACAAGGUGGUGUUACAGUCCCGGGACUACAAUGCACUCUCCAUGUCAGUGAUGGCAUUUGUGGCAAUGAUCUACCCCCUAGAGUACAUGUUUCCUGUUAUCCCAUUGCUCCCUACCUGCAUGGCGUCUGCAGAGCAGCUGCUUUUGGCUCCUACCCCUUACAUCAUUGGGGUCCCUGCCAGCUUCUUCCUCUACAAACUGGACUUCAAGAUGCCAGAUGAUGUAUGGCUGGUGGAUCUGGACAGCAAUCGGGUGAUUGCACCAACCAAUGCAGAGGUGUUGCCUGUCCUGCCAGAGCCCGAAUCCUUAGAACUGAAAAAGCACUUGAAACAGGCGCUGGCCAGUAUGAGUCUGAACACCCAGCCUAUCCUCAACCUGGAGAAGUUCCAUGAGGGCCAGGAGAUCCCACUACUCUUGGGAAGGCCAUCCAGUGAUUUGCAGUCCACACCUUCCACUGAAUUCAAUCCCCUCAUCUAUGGCAAUGAUGUGGAUUCAGUGGACGUGGCUACCAGGGUGGCCAUGGUGAGAUUCUUCAACUCCCCCAAUGUGCUUCAGGGUUUCCAGAUGCACACACGCACUCUGCGUCUCUUCCCUCGACCUGUGGUAGCUUUCCAGGCUGGCUCUUUUCUGGCCUCCCGUCCCCGACAGACCCCCUUUGCUGAGAAAUUGGCCAGGACCCAAGCCGUGGAGUACUUCGGCGAAUGGAUCCUCAACCCCACCAACUAUGCUUUCCAGCGAAUCCACAACAACAUGUUUGAUCCAGCCUUGAUUGGCGACAAGCCAAAGUGGUAUGCACACCAACUGCAGCCGAUCUAUUACCGCGUCUAUGACACUAACUCCCAGCUGGCUGAGGCACUGAGUGUGCCGCCGGAGCAUGACUCUGACUCUGACCCGACUGAUGACAGUGGCAGUGAUAGUGUGGAUUAUGAUGACUCAAGUUCUUCCUAUUCAUCCCUUGGUGAUUUUGUUAGUGAAAUGAUGAAAUGCGAUAUCAACGGUGACACACCCAAUGUGGAUCUGCUAACCCACGCAGCCCUGGGGGAUGCCAGUGAGGUGGCAUUUGAUGAGCUGCAGGGAAACCAAGGCGAUUUGGAUGAGCCUGGCCCAGACAGUGAGAAUUCCCAGGACAACCCCCAGCCUCGUUCCAGCUCCAGCACCACUGCUAGCAGCAGCCCCAGCACCAUCAUUCAUGGAGCCAACCCUGAGUCUGCUGAUUUUGCAGAGGUGGAUGAUAAGGCAGCAACGGGAUUCUCCAACCCCCUCCGUGCUUUGCCCCCCAGUUUUGGCAAAUUAAGCCUGGCUAAGCGUGAGACAGAGAGUGGGGCCCCCCCAGAGGGAUUGGGGCGCAGGCGCGACUAUGACAAUCCGUACUUCGAACCUCAGUAUGGGUUUCCCACUGAGGAAGAUGAAGAUGAAGAUGAGCAGGAGGAGAGUUAUACCCCACGAUUUAACCAAAACCUCAAUGGCAGUAGGGCUCAAAAACUGCUGCGGCCCAGUAGCCUAAAGCUGGCAAGUGAUUCCGAUGCAGAGUCAGACUCUCGGGCAAGUUCUCCCAACUCCACUGUCUCCAACAACAGCAGCGAGGGCUUCGGGGGCAUCAUGUCUUUUGCCAGUAGCCUGUACCGGAACCAUAGCACCAGCUUCAGCCUCUCAAACCUUACACUGCCCACCAAAGGGGCCAGAGAUAAGACAACACCCUUCCCUAGUCUCAAAGUAUUUGGGCUAAAUACUCUAAUGGAGAUUGUUACUGAAGCCGGCCCCGGGAGCGGUGAAGGAAGCCGGCGAGCCUUGGUGGAUCAGAAGUCAUCAGUCAUCAAGCAUAGCCCCACGGUGAAAAGAGAGUCUCCAUCACCUCAGGGACGAGCCAGCAAUUCCAGUGAGAACCAGCAGUUCCUGAAGGAGGUUGUGCACGGUGUGUUGGACGGCCAAGGAGUGGGCUGGCUCAGCAUGAAGAAGGUGAGGCGGCUGCUGGAGAGCGAGCAGCUCCGAGGCUUUGUCCUGAGCAAGCUGAACCGCCUGGCGCCUCCCGAGGACGGCGCUCCCCAGGAGACAAUUCCUGAUGUGGAGAUAAGCCGCAAGGUCUACAAGGGGAUGCUAGACCUCCUCAAGUGCAUGGUGCUGAGUCUAGAGCAGUCUUAUGCUAAUGCUGGCCUCGGUGGCAUGGCCAGCACCUUUGGGCUUCUGGAGAUUGCCCAGACCCACUACUACAGCAAAGAGCCAGAUAAACGGAAGAGAAGUCCCACAGAUAGUGUGAACACCCCAGUUGUCAAGGAUCCAGUCAUGACUGGGCGGGGAGACCCAAAGGCCAUGGCACAGCUGAGGGUUCCCCAGUUGGGACCACGGGCACCAAGUGCUACAGGAAGGGGCCCCAAGGAGCUGGACACCAGAAGCCUAAAGGAAGAGAAUUUUGUAGCUUCUAUUGGGCCUGAAGGAGUUAAACCUGUCUUUGACCUUGGUGAAGCAGAUGAGAAAAAGUCCCAGAUCAGCGCAGACAGUGGAGUGAGCCUGAUGUCUGGUUCUCAGAAAAGUGACCUGGAAUCUACCAUUAAUGUAGGCCCAGCAGUUAUGAUCCGAAGCACAAGCCAGGAUUCUGAAGUUAGCACUGUGGUGAGUAACAGCUCUGGAGAGACAUUGGGAGCAGACAGUGACCUGAGCAGCAAUGCAGGUGAUGGACCAGGUGGUGAUGGCAGUGCUCAUUUGCCCGGACUUCGUGGCACUGUGUCUGACAGCGAAAUUGAGACCAAUUCUGCCUCAGGCGCCAUCUUUGGCAAAGCCCACAGUCUGAAGCCAAGUACGAAGGAGAAGGCAGCGGGCAGCCCCGUUCGUCCUUUUGAAGACGUGAGCCAGCGUGUCUACCUCUAUGAGGGACUCCUAGGAAGGGACAAAGGAUCCAUGUGGGACCAGUUAGAGGAUGCAGCUAUGGAGACCUUCUCUAUGAGUAAAGAACGUUCUACCCUGUGGGACCAGAUGCAGUUCUGGGAAGAUGCCUUCCUUGAUGCUGUGAUGUUGGAGAGAGAAGGAAUGGGCAUGGAUCAGGGACCCCAGGAAAUGAUUGACAGGUAUCUGUCCCUCGGAGAACAUGACCGGAAACGCCUGGAGGAUGAUGAAGAUCGAUUACUGGCCACACUCUUGAACAACCUCAUCUCCUAUAUGCUUCUGAUGAAGGUAAACAAGAAUGACAUCCGGAAGAAAGUUAGACGCCUCAUGGGAAAAUCUCACAUUGGGCUUGUGUACGGCCAACAGAUAAAUGAAGUGUUAGAUCAGUUGGCCAGCCUGAAUGGGCGGGACGUGUCUCUCCAGCCGAGUGGCAGCCGUCACAUCAAGAAACAGACAUUCGUGGUGCAUGCAGGGACAGACACCAGUGGGGAUAUCUUCUUCAUGGAGGUGUGUGAUGACUGUGUCGUCUUACGCAGCAGCAUUGGGACAGUGUCUGAGCGUUGGUGGUAUGAGAAGCUCAUCAACAUGACCUAUUGCCCCAAGACCAAGGUGCUCUGUCUGUGGAGAAGGAAUGGGCCUGAGACGCAGCUCAACAAGUUCUAUACCAAGAAGUGUCGGGAGCUGUACUACUGCGUGAAGGACAGCAUGGAGCGGGCUGCAGCUCGCCAGCACAGCGCCAAGCCAGGUCCAGAGCUGGGCGGUGAGUUCCCAGUGCAGGACAUGAGGACGGGCGAGGGUGGCUUGCUUCAGGUUACGCUGGAGGGGAUCAACCUUAAGUUCAUGCAUAGCCAGGUUUUCAUAGAGCUGAAUCACAUUAAAAAGUGCAAUACAGUUCGAGGCGUCUUUGUCCUGGAGGAAUUUGUUCCUGAAACUAAAGAAGUGGUGAGCCACAAGUACAAGACGCCGAUGGCCCACGAGAUCUGCUACUCCGUGUUGUGUCUCUUCUCUUAUGUGGCUGCUGCUCGGAGCAAGGAGGCCGAGAGCAGAAGCAAACCCCCCCGGCCAGUGUCUAGCUGAUGAAGGAGAAUUUGGCAGCUGCCCCUGCCUGGGGUCCUCUCCCUGGCGCUGGCUUCCUUUGGAGUGCACGUUGGUGUUGUCGCUGAGACUGGAGAUUUGUGUGUUCUCUACAAACUCCGUCCCUGGCUCAGCUCGGGCUCCAGCCUGCGUGUGUCCAAGUGUGUGUGUCUCUCUCUAGCAGGGCCAAGCUGACCUCUUCCUUCCCUGCUUUGACCCCCUCCAGGCCCAGUCUGCCUGCUUCCCAGGGCUACACCCUAUAGGUCUCUGCAGUCCAUUGGCUUCCAGAAACUAGGGAGUGGCCACGUGUGUGUACUGCUCUUGUGUCCUUGUGACCUGUGUGUUUUGUGUUUCCCUUUCCGUGUCCUUGGCACUUUAACCCUCCAGGGAAAAUUCCUGCCCCUGCCCAGCAGGGGUCUGCCCCCAGACCCUCUGAGUGUACAUCUGGUCUUCUGGAAUAGCUCCCUUCACUGGAGAAUGAGGACAGCCUGAAGCCCUCCCCUCCCUGGCAGGGGGUAGGUGAAGGUGGGGACCCAGGAGUGGGCUGGUGGCUGGAGGGGUAAUCAAUCAUGCCCCCUCCCCCCAUUGUCUUUCUCAAGCAGGUGGCCCCACCCCAGCGCCUGCUGCCCCCACCUCCAUUCAUUGGCAUGAAGGACUUGAGAUUGGUGGGGCCACCUUGGGCCCAGGUACCAGUGGCUGCUCCGCCUGGACCGUACCCGAGAGGGGCUGAGGAGGGCCAAGUUCAGUGUAAAUAUUUGUCUUCAGAUGCUGCCUACCUGGGCUGCUGGGGCGGGCAAGGGAUGGGUGUAAAUAUUUCUGCUCCACAUUAUUUAUAGACAAUGUACAGCCACGUCUGUGAAUGUGAAAUAAACGUCCUCUCCCCUUGA
Molecule: messenger RNA, 6495 nt
Organism: Vombatus ursinus (common wombat)
Lineage: Eukaryota; Metazoa; Chordata; Mammalia; Diprotodontia; Vombatidae
Gene: MADD
Product: MAP kinase activating death domain
Exons: 35
Coding region: 701-5611 (1636 amino acids)
Biological process (GO): regulation of apoptotic process; regulation of Rab protein signal transduction
Cellular component (GO): cytosol
Molecular function (GO): guanyl-nucleotide exchange factor activity
Source: RefSeq, a predicted model, not a curated record